Linum tenue is the source of this 6354-nucleotide messenger RNA. The record is from the annotation of a GenBank genome assembly. Lineage: Eukaryota; Viridiplantae; Streptophyta; Magnoliopsida; Malpighiales; Linaceae.
UUUCACAUCCAAUGUCAUUUCCCCCCGUAAACACCGACAUUGAACCAUAUCUCCUUCUGAUUAAUAUAAUCUUCAUGAAUAAAUGCGGAGAGAAGAUGAAUUAUUGAAUGUAUUUUCCAGAUAAAAGAAAAGAGAAAUCGAAUGAAUCUUUGUCUCCUUCCGUUCAUUCCUUACUCGAAAUGAUGAUAUGGUUUAAUGAACACAUUCAUUCCAGACCACAACAGUCUCCUUCUCCUCUGUCUCCCAUCCUUUUUCGGUCAUCACUGUCCCGGCCAUAAUCGGAAAGGAGGAAGAUCUCGUUUCCCUCUUCUGGGGGCAAAACCAUGAAGCAAUUCUUGAAACUAUGGUCGCUGAACAAGCAGAACCAGUGGAUACUGAAAUUCGGAAUCUCGGUCCUCGUGGUGGGUCUUGCUUUCCACCUCCUCUUCAAUCAAUCCACCAGAUUCGAUCCUGAAUUGGAGGCAGCAGCUUCUUCUUCUUCUUCUUCCUACAUUACUGCUAGGACUUAUUUGCCGGUCUCCCCUCCACCUGUUUCGCUGGUUUCCCCUCCACCUGAUUUACCGGUGUCCCCUCCACCAGUGGAAAUGUUGGAGACGCCGUCAGAUGUCGCCGUAGAUGAUUUGCCGGGCCCGCCGCCGGCUCCACAGCCUUCUUCUUCCUCUGCGGCUGCUGCUGAAGUUUCCAAUUCAACUAUGUCUGUAGAUGGACGGCCGGAUCCAGAUGAGAAUGAGGCGCCUGAUGAUGGAAAAUGCAAUCUGCUUGUUGGUGAUUGGGUUCCUGAACCGUCUGGUCCAAUGUACACAAAUGCUACCUGCCGCUUGAUGGAUGGGCACCAGAACUGUAUGAAGAAUGGACGCCCUGAUUCUGGUUAUCUGUAUUGGAAGUGGAAGCCCCGCCGCUGUGAGUUACCUGCGUUUGAUGCACACAGAUUCCUGGAGUUGAUGAGGAAUAAAUCUUGGGGGGUGAUUGGUGAUUCAAUAUCACGCAACCAUGCCGAAUCACUGCUGUGCAUGCUUUCUACGGUUGAAGAAGCUGUGGAAGUUUACCAUGACAAGGAAUUCCGAUCCAAGACAUGGAAAUUCCCUACCUACAACUUCACCCUAGCAAACAUUUGGGCGCCCUUCCUGGUAGAGGCAGCGAUAUUCGAAGACUACAACGGCGUCUCAACAAAAGAAGUCCAGUUGCAGCUCGACAAACUCGACAAGAGCUGGGUAGAUGCUUACCCGAGCUUCGACUACGCCAUAAUCUCGACUGGGAAAUGGUUCCUCAAAGCUGCAGUCUACCACGAGAACAACACCGUGGUCGGCUGCCAUUUCUGCCCGGCAGGUAAGAACCUGACCGAGACAGGAUUCGUCUUCGCAUACGAGAAAGCCCUCAGCUUCGCGAUGAGCACCAUUUUGCAAUCGAAGCACAAGGGACAGAUAUUCUUCAGGACAUCUACUCCGGACCAUUUCCAGGAGGGGGAGUGGCACAACGGAGGGACGUGCCAACAGACUGCACCGGCGAAAGAAGGGGAGUUCGAGUUGAAGGAAGUGAACAAGAUCCUGCGAAAGGUGGAGUUGGCCGAGUUCGAGAAGGCCUCCGCCAAAGCAGCUGAAUCUGGGGUGAACCUCAAGCUCGUCGACUUCACUAAUCUGCUGUUGACAAGGCCUGAUGGCCACCCUGAUGCAUACAGAAAUUUCCAACCAUUUGCUAAAGACAAGAACGCGACGGUUCAGAAUGACUGCCUGCACUGGUGCUUGCCUGGUCCGAUCGAUUACUUGAACGAUGUGCUCAUGGAGCUGGUGCCGCUGCAGCGCUCUGCCGAUUCUCCCAUACAAAUUCAUUCGUCUGCUCAUUCAAUCCAAUCCCCAUUUCCGAGCUUCGUCAAAAUUUCCGUCCACUCUCUCUCUCACUGUAUCUCGCAACAGGCUCCUGCUACAAUAAUGGCGGAAGUCGCAGUUCCUUCCUCUCCGAUCCCGGCGAAGAAGAAGAACAGCAGGAAAGUCCUGAAACAGAAGAAGGAGUCGACGAGCGAGGCGAACGUCCUGGCUCAGGCUCUCACCGAGUCCUCUCCUGCUGCUGUUCUUCCUCCGCCGUCUGAGACCGAUCCGAUGAAGGAGAACAGCGAGAUUCUGUCAUCGGCGAAGAAGGUCAAGGGGAAGGCGGCCAGAGGCGGGAAGCAGCAAGCCGCCGCUGCAGCCAAGCAGCAGCAGUCGUCGUCCUUCGACAAAGAGCUGGAGCAGAUGCAGGAAAUGCUUCAGAAACUGACACUGGAGAAGGAGAAGACGGAGGAGAUGUUGAAGGAGAAAGACGAGAUGCUGAGAGCGAGAGAAGAGGAGCUCGAGAACAAGGGGAAAGAGCAGGAGAAGUUGCAGGCGGAGCUCAAGAAAUUGCAGAAGCUGAAGGAGUUCAAGCCCAAUCUCAACUUCCUGAUAUUGAAAGACAACGAGCAAGAUGACAAAGACAAGAAGAAGAAAAAGAAGGGCGGGGCUGAAAAGAAAAGGCCGUCUCCGCCUUAUAUCCUCUGGUACAAAGAUCAAUGGGCUGAGAUGAAGAAGGAGAAUCCAAAUGCUGAUUUCAAAGAAGUCUCCGUCAUUCUGGGAGCUAAGUGGAAGACAGUGAGUGCAGAGGAGAAGAAGCCGUACGAGGAGAAGUAUCAGGCUGAGAAGGAAGUCUACUUGCAGGUGAUGGCAAAGGAGAAGCGCGAGACUGAAGCCAUGAAGCUCCUGGAAGAGGAUCAGAAGCAGAAGACAGCCAUGGAGUUGCUUGAGCAGUACCUUCAAUUCAAGCACGAAGCUGAUGAUCAAGGGAAUAAGAAACCCAAGAAAGAGAAAGACCCAUUGAAGCCCAAGCAACCAAUGUCAGCUUUCUUCAUCUACACUAAUGAGAGAAGGGCUGCACUGGUUGCUGAGAACAAGAAUGUUACUGAGGUUGCAAAGAUCACUGGUGAAGAAUGGAAAAACAUGUCAGAGAAAAAGAAAGCUCCUUAUGAAGAGGUGGCAAAGAAGAACAAGGAGAAUUACUUGAUUGAGAUGGAGGCUUACAAGCUGAAAAAGGAGGAAGAAGCCUCGCAUGUCAAGAAGGAAGAGGAAGAACUGCUGAAACUUCAGAAGCAGGAAGCCAUGCAACUGCUGAAGAAGAAGGAAAAAACAGAAAACAUAAUCAAGAAAACUAAAGAGAUUAAACAGAAGAAGAAGAAGAAGGACCAGGCUGCAGAUCCUAACAAGCCAAAGAAGCCUGCAUCCUCUUUCUUAUUGUUCAGCAAGGAAACAAGGAAAAGCUUGAUGGAGGAGCGCCCCGGAACAAACAACUCCACCAUCACUGCACUGAUCUCUGUGAAGUGGAAGGAACUGAGCGAGGAGGAGAGGCAAGUCUGGAAUGCGAAAGCCGCAGAAGCCAUGGAUGCUUACAAGAAGGAAAUGGAAGAGUACAGCAAGUCCUCUGCUGCCGCUGCCGCCGGGACGUCAGCCUAGAAUCAAUCAGCAGAAGUUGUAGUUGACCGUAACAGAAUAUGAAUGUUCAAAGUGUCGGGUUGAACGUCAACUGGGUAGCGGGAUUAGGAAUGCAAAAAGGCUGUUAACUGGUUUAAUUUUAGAGCUCUGACCUUUUCCAUUCUGUGGUUUUCCGAGUGCUUUGACUUUUGACGGAGAAGUUAAUUUUGGGCGGGAGACUGGACUGAUGAAUCAUGCUGUUCUUCUAUUAGGCCUCACGAAGGGCCCAUCUUAGUUGGGCUUUUCUUAUUCCGUGUUAGUAGCUUGGCCUUGGGCUUUUCUUAGUCCGUGUUAGUAGCUUGGCCCGAUUGAUUUGGGCCGUACAAGUUUGUUCAUCAAAUGGUUAAAUCUUCUUCUCUUCUGUAGCCACUCCCAGUCCCUACCUCUUCCCCCUACCGCAGAGACUUCUUCGAUUCCAGCUGCCAUCGCCGCCGUCCCCAAAUUCAGUUCUAAGAAGAAAAAAAGUUCGCGCCAUUCGGACUGCAGAAUGAUUUUUCGGCAUUUUCAGACUUUGGAGUAGAAGUGUCGGCGGCAAACAAGAAACUGCUUCUGGAGUUCCGUGAACUUGGGUAAACGAUGAAUUGGGCAAAGGGUUCCCACUUGUUUCUAAGGAGUAGUAAUAGGACUUUGGCUUCUCAUUUCGGGGCGUCUAAUUCGUCGUGUUCAGCUGCUCUGAGUAAAGAUGUUCAAUCUCCAAUGAGGGUGUGUCCAGAAUCGGCGUCUCCAUUUAAUUACUCGGCUGCUCGACAUUUACAUUCUGUGAAAGGAGCAGCGAUCGUUGCAAGGAAUGUGUUUGGUAGAUAUGCAAUGCCGCCUGAAAUUGGAGGAAACUUCUCCCGUUUGAAAGUAGUAAAACAUGGGGCGGAAGCCAUUUCUUACCGGUUUCAACAUGGUGCUGCAGCAAAUGAUAGUCGUUUGAGUAGGAAUUUCCUUGCUCAGCUGUGGGUUUUAGAUAAGAAGGCCGAGAAAUCUGCUAAGAAAAGGUUGCAGAACAAUAAGUAUCGCGGUUUGCGGGUAGAAGACAGAUGCUUUUCACAAAGUUCUGACCAUGAUGGUACAGUAGUUCUAGAGCAGCCUCCUCCCAGCCAGCCGUUGUCUGGUUAUCUCAAGCCAACAUCCCCAGAGGAGGCUCAGGUUGCACCUCUUCUUGCACGGUCCAAUUUACUUAUCACCAGAGAUAUUGAGUGGGCAAAUCUUAUGUUAGGUUUUGAGCAGGAGAAUCGUUAUGCAGUUGUAGAUGUUUGUUACCCCCAAGCACCUGUAGGUCUCAUCCGUGAACAGAGUAACCUGUUAGCUAGGCAGUUUCUUCGUACCAGACGUCCUUUUGUUGCCUUGGUGUCUGAUGCCAUGGCAAACGAGUUGUUCAGGGUCCGGAGGCCUUUUUGGUGGUUAACUAGCUCAAUAUAUGUAGAGAUCAAUGGCAAGGAGAUCGGCGUGGUUCAUAGACGGUGGCACCUAUGGAGGAGGAUCUAUGACUUGUAUCUUGGGUAAUCUUGAAAUAGCAUGAGUUUCUUUGUUCAGACACUCACCUUGCAAUCAAGGUUGCACUACUUGGGAUUUUGGGCCGUAUAACAGUUUCAACCUUAACUCAUUUGGAUGUUUUGUUCUUCUAUGUUGUUUGAUCCUGCACGCUAGCUAGGAAGUUAGAUCAAUAAUUUGUCACCUUGAGCUAUUGUGACUGCUCUGAAAAUUUUCAUAAGCUAACUGGAUGUCACAUUUAUGUUAGUUCAACAUCACGUGUGAGGUCAUAAGCUGGGAGCUCGCAAUUUAUCUGAUUUCUUAUGUCUCUAUUAAUUUCUUUUGUUGUAAAUGGAUUAGUGGAAUUUGUUGUACUAGCUUACUGUGUGUUUUUUUGUGUGGUAGAAGCUAAUUGUGUUCUUAAAACGCCAUAAACACCUUAGACAUGAAUAUUACAUUUAGAAGCGAAUCAAGCACCCCAACCUAAUGUUGGCUCCAGUUGUCUUUCCAGAACUAACACAAUGUCCUUUGCAGAAAUAAGCAAUUUGCAGUGGUUGAAAAUCCUGGACUUUGGAAUUGGACUUUCACUUUGAAAGACAUUGAUGAUCAAGUGCUGGGUCAGAUAGAUCGUGAUUGGAGGGGCUUCGGGUUUGAGAUAUUUACAGAUGCUGGGCAAUACGUGAUACGGUUUGGAAGUCAGGACAUUAACCGUUCUAGUCCGGUUCAAGAACUGGAAGUUGCCCGUCCACUGAGUCUCUCUGAAAGAGCCAUAACUCUAGCCCUCGCCAUUUCGCUGGACAAUGACUACUUCUCGAGGCAUGGUGGAUGGGGACUGCCAAUUGUUGCAAUGACCGAGUAGCAGCAGCAGUGAAAAUGGUAGAUCGUUUACUUGCUGUGUUCACAUGCUCGACGAAGAUGGGUAAUUACUGACCCAACUAAAUAUGGGUUGUAGCAUUUUUCCUUCUCCUUUGUCUGCAAUGGGAAGACUGAUAAGAGAUUACAGUAUUCACUCUUGUUAUCCCCCAUCAUUUUGUUCACUCUUUUAAAGUUCUUCACCAAACGGGUUCUUUUGAUCGAGAAAUGUAAAUUUGUAACCUGCAAAUUUGUUUUUUCUGUGUAUUUUUAGUAGUUUAGAAAGAAGUAUGCACGAUUCAUUUGUUGGGCUGGGCCUCAACGUUAGUUGCUCAAAAUUAGCCGUAUUAGGCCCAGCAUUUUAUAUCCAGUUUUUAGGCCCACCCCUAAUUGUUUUUACCUGUUGGAAUGUGAUUGUUAAUGUUUGGAAAUAAUAGAGCGUCAAGAGAGGGGGAAUGAAUUAUUAGUUUACAAAGUGCCAAGUUGCCAGGUCGCGACUGUAUUUGUUGUUUGCUAAUAUUAGUUAUUAUAAUUAUACAUUGUUAUGAAGGUCAUUAUCUCUUUCAUUAGG